Benincasa hispida (wax gourd) is the source of this 3447-nucleotide messenger RNA. Its product is annotated as Tetratricopeptide repeat (TPR)-like superfamily protein. Gene Ontology annotation, cellular component: intracellular membrane-bounded organelle. Gene Ontology annotation, biological process: RNA modification. The record is from RefSeq and is a predicted model, not a curated record. Lineage: Eukaryota; Viridiplantae; Streptophyta; Magnoliopsida; Cucurbitales; Cucurbitaceae. Gene Ontology annotation, molecular function: RNA binding; protein binding.
CCGGCAUGCUUUUAAAAUAGCGUGGGAUUCAUUAAUUAGAAAUUUCCUCACGUUUAUAAGGUAAAUUUUAAAAAAAUAAUGGGAAAAAAUGUUGCUUUGCUUCGGUAGGUGUUGAAUCUUGGCGAUGAAGACCGUGAUUUUGGUUAGAUCUUUGUCAACUCCGUUGAGAAGAUGCACUGUGGUCAGCUAAUCGAAUUCUACUCUUACAAAUUAAUCCAUGAGCCAAUAGCCCAUGGCAGCACCAAAUCAUUUAACUCUCUCCUAAAUCGCCUUUCUUCUCAAGGCGCUCACCAUCAAGUUCUUCAAACCUACAUUUCUUUCCAAAACACCAAUACCCCACCAGAUGCAUACACUUUUCCCAGUCUCCUCAAAGCUUGUACCAAUUUGAACAUGUUUUCAAAUGGCCUUUCAAUUCAUCAAUCUGUCAUCGUUAAUGGGCUUUCUCAUGAUUCCUAUAUUGGGUCUUCGCUCAUUAGUUUCUAUGCCAAAUUUGGGUGCAUUCAUUUUGGUCGCAAGGUGUUUGAUACAAUGCCUGAGAGAAAUGUUGUUCCUUGGACCACCUUAAUUGGAUGCUACUCACGACAGGGGGACAUUGACAUUGCUUUUUCAAUGUUCAAACAAAUGCGGGAGAGUGGUAUUCAGCCCACUUCUGUCACCUUCUUGAGUCUGCUUCCUGGUAUUUCAGAGCUUCCCCUUCUUCUUUGUUUGCAUUGUUUGAUUGUUUUAUAUGGUUUUGAGUCAGACUUAGCUUUAUUGAACUCCAUGGUGAAUAUGUAUGGUAAAUGUGGCAAAAUUGGUGAUGCAAGAAGUUUAUUUGAGUCAAUGGAUUACAGAGACUUAGUUUCUUGGAAUUCACUAUUAUCUGCCUAUUCGAAAAUUGGAGGCAUUGAAGAAAUAUUGAAGUUUAUACAAGGAAUGAGGAUUGAAGAUAUCAAACCCGACAAGCAGACCUUUUGUUCUGCUUUGUCUGCUUCUGCUAUAAAGGGUGAUCUUCGAUUUGGUAAGUUAGUGCACUGUCUGAUUCUUAAGGAUGGUUCAGAUAUAGAUCAACAAGUAGAGACAGCACUCAUAGUUUUAUACUUGAGAUGUAGAUGUUUGGAUCUCGCUCAUGAAGUUUUCAAAUCAACUACUGAAAAGGAUGCGGUCCUUUGGACAGCAAUGAUAUCAGGACUUGUUCAGAAUGAUUGUGCUGAUAAGGCAUUGGGGGUCUUCUAUCAAAUGAUUGAAUCAAAUGUCGAGCCAAGUACUGCUACCUUAGCUAGUGCUCUUUCAGCCUGUGCCCAACUUGUUUGUUGUGAUAUUGGUACCUCGAUUCAUGGUUAUGUAUUAAGGCAAGGAAUAUUGCUAGACAUCCCUGCUCAAAACUCUCUUGUCACCAUGUACGCAAAGUGUAAUAAGCUGGAGCAAAGUUGUUCAAUUUUUAAUGAGAUGGUUGAAAAGGAUUUAGUUUCUUGGAAUGCUAUUGUGGCUGGACAUGCUAAAAAUGGUUAUUUAAGCAAGGCCAUCUUUUUCUUCAAUGAAAUGAGAACGAGCUUUCAAAGGCCCGACUCAAUAACAGUGACCUCACUUCUUCAAGCUUGUGGUUCUGCUGGUGCACUUUUCCAGGGAAAGUGGAUUCACAACUUCGUUCUUAGAAGUUCCCUUAUCCCAUGCAUUAUGACUGAAACGGCUCUAGUUGACAUGUACUUCAAAUGCGGAAACUUAGGGACUGCUCAGAAGUGUUUUGAUUACAUGUUACAAAAAGAUCUUGUAACAUGGAGCAUCCUUAUUGCUGGAUAUGGUUUUAACGGAAAAGGUGAAAUUGCUUUGAGGAAAUAUUCAGAGUUUCUUGGCACAGGGAUGGAACCAAAUCAUGUUAUUUUUCUUUCAGUUCUUUCUGCUUGUAGUCACAGUGGACUUAUUAUCCAAGGUUUGAACAUAUACGAGUCAAUGACUAAAGAUUUCAGAAUGUCACCAAAUCUCGAACACCGAGCUUGCAUCAUUGACCUCCUGAGUCGAGCUGGAAAAGUUGAUGAAGCAUAUAGCUUCUAUAAAAUGAUGUUUAAAGAACCCGCAAUAGAUGUUUUAGGCAUACUCCUUGACGCAUGUCGUGUGAAUGGCAGUGUCCAACUUGGAAAGGUUAUUGCUAGAGAUAUGUUUGAAUUAAAGCCUGUGGAUGCUGGAAAUUUUGUGCAACUGGCCCAUAGUUAUGCAUCCAUGAGUAGAUGGGAUGGAGUGGAGGCGGCAUGGACCCAAAUGAGAUCUCUUGGUUUAAAAAAGCUACCUGGAUGGAGUUCUAUUGAGGUUCAUGGAACCAGUUUUACAUUUUUUUCAGUUCACAAUUCACAUCCUAAGAUUGAAGACAUAAUCUUGACAGUGAAAUCAUUGAGCAAGGAUAUUAGAAAGAUGCAUGUUGAAAAUGAAAUUAGAGAGGAUUUUGUUGAAAUUUCUUGAGAUGCAGUUGCUCAUUCACCCUUAAUUUUUGUUAAAAACAAGACAUAUAAUUGCAUGAGCUACCAGAAGAUAGUGUUUGGAAUUGUUUGGUUGUGUACUUAGCAUGGUUUUCUUGUGCCAUAACCAUCAAAUCAAACAGAGAAAAAAAAAAGUGAACUUAUUUCUUCAUUCUCCAUCUCUCUAUCUCAAGAAAGAAGUAAGAAAUGAGAAGGCUUGGAUUCUUAGCUCAGGUGAAUUUCCAAAUUGUUGCUUCAACUUGGAGUGAUACCUUGAACAGACUGAGCUUCACAAGGAAAAAGGCCUGACCUUUUCUCUGGUUGCUAUUGCAUUCAUUUAAUGAGAAAGCUGUCUCAGUAGCCAUUUAGUAUCUGUUAACAUGGGGUGUUGACCUCCAUGGCGCUUAAAGAACAAGAACGGAGCCCUUCUUGCCUAAUGAGCUUGGUGAUAUCAUAAUGAGGAAUCGACUUCAUGGCUUCUCCCCUCAAUGGGGUUCCAUUUGACAUCUGUUUUCAACCCCUAAUCUAGUCACAUUGCUCAACAAGCAAAAUACAAUACGACUACGUUGUACCCUAAACUAGUACGAAUGGAAUUUCAUGGUCAGAGCUAACUUACUAAUUUUGAGACCCUAAGCUGUUAGUUCACUCUGAAUCUUCUUAAUUCAAAUUGGGGCAUGCAUUUCAUCAAUUACCCAUUCCCCUUGAAACCUAUAUAAAGCUUUGCAUCCAUCCAUUUGGAGAAUCAAGCAUUGAAACAUUUUCCAUACUGGUGAGUUAGAGUUGUAAAUUGGAUUCUCCUUGAAAGAGGUUGAAUCAAGUUAAGAGAGCAUCCCUAGAGAGUGUAGAGCUCGUCACAAGGGGUUUCUUUAGUUUAUUUGUUUGUUAUAUUUUAUUUUGCUUUCUGUUUUGUUUCAGCUUACAUUCACCUUUUACUUAUGAAUUUCUCUUCAAUGAAGCCUACAUUUCUUCUCAUAAUUAUGAGCUAAAUUAUUCGACGGAUUCAAUUUGGUGGAUGCCU